UCUUAGGCCAUUUUGUAUCUGAAGAUAUUUGCUUAUGCAGUCCCCACCCACAUUUCUACUUCAAAAAGCCCCCAAGAGAAGCACAGUAACAUCUUUCACCAGUAUCUCUCUCUCGUCUCGGAACUUUCUAGACGCCGACCGCUACCCAUGUCCACCGCCACCUCCGACACCACUCUCCAAACCCCAAUCCUCGAUUCAGAAUUCUCCUCCCUCCUGCAGCGAAUAGCAGAAGAGGGCGGCUACGCCUUCGCCUCCAUGGUCGCUCGGGCGGCCGCCGGCGACACCCGCGCGGCGGAGGCCGCCCGGGAGAUGGCCUGGGAGCAACUCCAUUCCGGCCCCUGGAACUCAGUCGUCCCAAUUUGGAGGGACGCCUACGCAAUGGCCUGCCUCCACGUGGCCAAGCACCAUUAUUCGUCCGGGGAGCUGACGCUAGCCCUCAAGUCGCUCGAUUUGGGCCUCAUCAUGGGCGGAUUGACCCUCAGAGACGACUUGAAUUCGUGCAUUGGGAAGGUCAGUGCUGUGUUGAGGAGAAAGGAGCUUAGUGAUAAUGGCGGAGGGUUGCAGAAGGGUGAGUGGUAUAGGGAUUUCAACUUGGCAGAGAGAAGAGUACGCCUUCUGAAAGAUGGAGUACAACCAUUUGAUGCGGAUUGCGCUGCUCAAGCGUACGAUAGCAGCACGUUCUACUUUACCAAAAGUUUUGAAAAAGUAGUCUCCUUUCUGGAGCUGUUGGAUAUUCUGGGCAAGAUGAAAGAACUUGACCAGUCACUAGUGGUUAAGUUGUUACCUGUGAAGUCGCUUUCCUCUGAGACAGUGCGGAAAAGACGUGGUCUGUCUUUGGAAGGAUUCAUGCUGGAUCAUUUUAUUCCCGGUUCCCCAGUGAUAAUUAGUGACUCUAUGAAUUAUUGGCCAGCCAAGAGUAGAUGGAGUGACAUGAAUUACCUUAAAAAUGUUGCAGGCUUUCGUACAGUUCCAGUUGAGAUACAAGAACUAAAGCGGGAUAUUGUUACACCUGACUACUGUUUUGCUGGUGGUGGGGAUAUGAGGUCGAUUAAUGCCUGGUUUGGUCCAUCUGGAACAGUUACCCCAUUGCAUCACGAUCCUCAUCAUAAUAUCCUUGCUCAGGUUGUGGGCAAAAAGUACAUUAGGCUUUAUCCUGCUUCAUUGUCAGACGAGGUCUACCCUCAUGCUGAGUCGAUGCUAAGCAAUUCCAGUCAGGUUGAUCUAGAUAACAUAGACGAGAAAGAGUUUCCAAGAAUAUUGGACUUGGAGUUUGUGGAUUGCAUACUAGAGGAAGGUGAAAUGCUAUACAUCCCUCCAAAGUGGUGGCAUUAUGUGAGGUCUCUCACUCCUAGUUUUUCGGUUAGCUUUUGGUGGAGCCAUGAAGGGAACUCAUCAGAUACCUAAUUUUUUUUUUUUUAGUGUGUAAUCUGUCCCCCUCUAAUUCGUCUCUCAUAUUUUGGUUCGAAACUAAGUUGUUGAACAUUUUGGGUAGACACAUUCCUAAUAUGUACUUGCUGUAGGGCAGUUCUUCUAAAUCGAGACAAUAGAGUAGUUUCACAAAUAAUGAUGUGUUCCUUUGGAUUGUAAGCAAGUAUCUUCCUAGGUAACUUUGCCACUGCAAUUUAUGUGAUCUUUUUU
Striga asiatica is the source of this 1638-nucleotide messenger RNA. NCBI's taxonomy places the organism in Eukaryota, Viridiplantae, Streptophyta, Magnoliopsida, Lamiales, Orobanchaceae. The record is from the annotation of a GenBank genome assembly.